UCGCUCGGCUCUUCGCAGGUCCCGCCGCCCAGCCCGCCGCGAUGCGCUCGGGCCCGCGGCCCCCACCUCCGGCCCCGGCCCCGGCCCUGGCUUUGACUUUGGCUGUGUUGACCAGACUCGCAUCCGCAGCCUCCUUCUUCGGGGAGAACCACCUGGAGGUGCCCGUGGCCACAGUCCUGACCGACAUAGACCUGGAGCUGCAGUUCUCCACGUCUCAGCCUGAAGCCCUACUGCUCCUGGCAGCAGGUCCGGCUGACCACCUCCUGCUGCAGCUCUACUCCGGACGCCUGCAGGUCAGACUUGUCCUGGGCCAGGAGGAGCUGAGGCUACAAACCCCGGCAGGGACGCUGCUGAGCGACUCCAUCCCCCACACUGCCGUGCUGACCAUUUCAGAUGGCUGGGCCAUGUUGUCCGUAGAUGGGCUCCUGAACACCUCAGCCCCAGUCCUGGGAGCCCCCCUAGAGGUCCCCUAUGGGCUCUUUGUCGGGGGCGUUGGGAGCCUUGGCCUGUCCUACCUGAGGGGAGCCAGCCGACCCCUGAGGGGCUGUCUCUAUGCAGCCGUCCUCAAUGGCCGCAGCCUCCUCCAGUCACUAACCCCAGAUGUGCAUGAAGGCUGUGCCGAAGAGUUUUCUGCUGGUGACGAUGUGGCCCUGGGCUUCUCUGGGCCCCACUCUCUGGCUGCCUUCCCUGCCUGGGGCACUCAGGAUGAAGGCACGUUGGAGUUUACACUCACCACGCGGAGCCAGCAGGCACCCCUGGCCUUCCAGGCAGGGGGCCAGCGUGGGGACUUCAUCUAUGUGGACAUAUUUGAAGGCCACCUGCGGGCUGUGGUGGAGAAGGGCCAGGGCACUGUAUUGCUCCACAACAGUGUGCCUGUGGCUGAUGGACAGCCCCAUGAGGUCAGUGUCCACAUGAACGCUCACCAGCUGGAAAUCUCCGUGGACCAGUACCCCACACGUACUUCCAACCGCGGGGUCCUCAGCUACCUGGAGCCACGCGGCAGUCUCCUCCUGGGGGGGCUGGAUGCAGAGGCCUCUCGUUACCUCCAGGAACACCGCCUGGGCCUGGCACCAGGGGCUGCCAACGCCUCCCUGCUGGGCUGCAUGGAGGACCUCAGUGUCAAUGGCCAGAGGUGGGGGCUCCGGGAAGCCUUGCUGACUCGUAGCAUGGCAGCCGGCUGCAGGCUUGAGGAGGACGAGUAUGAAGAGGAUGCCUAUGGCCCAUAUGAAGCUUUCUCCACCCUGGCACCUGAGGCGUGGCCGGCCAUGGAGCUGCCUGAGCCAUGCGUGCCUGAACCGGGGCUGCCUCCUGUCUUUGCCAAUUUCACUCAAUUGCUGACCAUCAGCCCACUGGUGGUGGCCGAGGGUGGCAUGGCCUGGCUUGAGUGGCGGCACGUGCAGCCCACGCUGGACCUGACCCAGGCUGAGCUGCGCAAAUCCCAGGUGCUGUUCAGCGUGAGCCGAGGUGCACGCCAUGGAGAGCUAGAGCUGGACAUCCCGGGUGCCCAGACACGGAAAAUGUUUACCCUCCUGGACGUGGUGAACCGCAAGGCCCGCUUCGUCCAUGAUGGCUCUGAGGACACCUCUGAUCAGGUGGUGCUGGAGGUGUCCGUGACAGCACGGGCACCUGUUCCCUCAUGCCUGCGGAGGGGCCAAACUUACAUCCUGCCCGUGCAGAUAAACCCUGUCAACGACCCGCCCCGCAUCAUCUUCCCGCACGGCAGCCUCAUGGUGAUCCUGGAACACACGCAGAAGCCACUGGGGCCCGAGGUGUUCCAGGCCUACGACCCGGACUCUGCCUGCGAGGGCCUCACCUUCCAGCUCCUUGGCACCCCUGCCAGCCUCCCUGUGGAGCGCCGAGACCAGCCCGGGAAGCCAGCGACUGAGUUCUCUUGCAGGGAGCUGGAGAUGGGCAGCCUUGUCUAUGUCCACCGCGGUGGCCCUGCACAGGACCUGACGUUCCGGGUCAGCGACGGGCUGCAGGCCAGCCCCCCAGCGACACUGAAGGUCGUGGCUGUCCGGCCAGCCAUACAGGUCCACCACAGCACAGGGCUGCGCUUGGCUCAGGGCUCCGCUGCACCCAUCUUGCCUGCCAACCUGUCAGUGGAGACCAACGCUGUGGGGCAGGAUGUGAGCGUGCUGUUCCGAGUCACCGAAGCCCUGCAGUUUGGGGAGCUGCAGAAGCAGGGGGCAGGUGGGGUGGAGGGCGCUGAGUGGUGGGCCACGCAGGCUUUCCACCAGCGGGAUGUGGAGCAGGGUCGUGUGAGGUACCUGAGCACCGACCCAGAGCACCGCACCAACGAUGCUGUGGAGAACCUGACCCUGGAGGUGCAGGUGGGCCAGGAGACCCUGAGCAAUCUGUCCUUCCCAGUGACCAUUCAGCGAGCCACGGUCUGGAUGCUGCAGCUGGAGCCACUGCACAUGCAGAACACCCAGCAGGAGGCCCUCACCACAGCCCACCUGGAGGCCACCCUCGAGGGGACAGGCCCAAGCCCCACCACCUUCCACUAUGAGGUGGUUCAGGCCCCCAGGAAGGGCAACCUUCAGCUACAGGGCACAAGGCUGUCAGACAGUCAGGGCUUCACCCAGGAUGACCUGCAGGCUGGUCGGGUGACCUACGAGGCCACAGCACGUGCCUCGGAGGCAGUCGAGGACAACUUCCGUUUCCGUGUCACAGCUCCACCACACUUCUCCCCACUCUAUACCUUCCCCAUCCACAUUGGUGGUGACCCCGAUGCUCCCAUCCUCACCAACGUCCUCCUCUUGGUGCCUGAGGGUGGGGAGGGUGUCCUCUCUGCUGACCAUCUCUUCGUCAAGAGUCUCAACAGUGCCAGCUACCUCUACGAGGUCAUGGAGCGGCCCCGCCAUGGGAGGUUGGCUUGGCGAGGGGCAGAGGAUAAGGCUCUGAUGGUGACCUCUUUCACUAAUGAAGACUUGCUGCAUGGCCGGCUGGUCUACCAGCACGAUGACUCUGAAACCACAGAAGAUGAUAUCCCAUUCGUGGCUACCCGCCAGGGUGAAAGCAGUGGUGACAUGGCCUGGGAGGAGGUACGGGGUGUCUUCCGAGUGGCCAUCCAGCCCGUGAACGAUCAUGCCCCCGUGCAGACCAUCAGCCGCAUCUUCCAUGUGGCCCGGGGUGGGCGGCGGCUGCUGACCACGGACGAUGUGGCCUUCAGUGACGCUGACUCGGGCUUUGCUGACACUCAGCUGGUGCUGACCCGCAAGGACCUCCUCUUUGGCAGUAUCGUGGCUGUAGAUGAGCCCACGCGGCCCAUCUACCGCUUCACCCAGGAGGACCUCAGGAAGAGGCGAGUCCUAUUUGUGCACUCAGGGGCUGACCGCGGCUGGAUCCAGCUGCAGGUGUCCGAUGGGCAGCACCAGGCCACAGCACUGCUUGAGGUGCAAGCCUCAGAGCCCUACCUCCGCGUGGCCAAUGGCUCCAGCCUUGUGGUCCCUCAAGGAGGCCAGGGCACCAUUGACACAGCUGCGCUCCACCUGGAUACCAACUUGGACAUCCGUAGUGGGGAUGAGGUCCACUACCAUGUUACAGCUGGCCCUCGCUGGGGACAGCUACUCCGGGCUGGACAGGCAGUCACGGCCUUCUCCCAGCAGGACCUGCUGGAUGGAGCCAUUUUCUACAGCCACAAUGGCAGUCUCAGCCCCCGUGACACCCUGGCCUUCUCCGUGGAAGCAGGACCAGUGCACACAGAUGCCACCCUACAAGUGACCAUUGCCCUAGAAGACCCACUGGCCCCACUGCAACUGGUCCAGAACAAGAAGAUCUACGUUUUCCAGGGGGAGGCAGCUGAGAUCAGAAGGGACCAGCUGGAGGCAGCCCAGGAGGCAGUGCAGCCGUCAGACAUCGUGUUCUCAGUGAAGAGCCCACCCAGCGCUGGCUACCUGGUGAUGGUGUCGCACGGCGCCUCUGCAGAUGGGCCACCCAGCCUGGACCCCGUGCACAGCUUCUCUCAGGAGGCAGUGGACGCGGGCAGGGUCCUGUACCUGCACUCCCGCCCUGAGGCCUGGAAUGACACCUUCUCCCUGGACGUGGCCUCAGGUGUGGGUGCUCCCCUGGAGGGCAUCCGUGUGGAGCUGGAGGUGCUGCCCGCUGCCAUCCCACUGGAGGUGCAGAAUUUCAGCGUCCCCGAGGGCGGCAUCCGCACCCUGGCCCCUCCACUGCUUCGUGUCACUGGACCCUACUUUCCCACGCUGCCAGGCCUUGAGCUGCAGGUGCUAGAGCCGCCCCGGCACGGGGUCCUGCAGAGGGAAGAACGGCCUCAGGACGGGACCAUCGGCUCCUUUUCCUGGAGAGAGGUGGAGCAGCAGCUGAUCCGCUAUGUGCAUGACGGCAGCGAGACGCUGGCAGACAGCUUCAUCCUGGUGGCUAAUGCCUCGGAGAUGGACCGUCAGAGCCGUCCUGUGGCCUUCACCAUCACCAUCCUGCCUGUCAACGACCAACCCCCCAUCCUCACCACAAACACAGGCUUGCAGAUGUGGGAGGGGGCCACUGUGCCCAUCCCUGUGGAGGCCCUCAGGGGCACAGACGGCGACUCAGGGCCUGAGGACCUGAUCUACACCAUCGAGCAGCCCAGCAAUGGACGGGUGGUGCUUCAGGCAGCACGGGGCACCGAGGUCCUCAGCUUCACACAGGCCCAGCUGGAUGGCGGGCUCGUGCUGUUCUCACACACAGGAGCCCUGGAUGGAGGCUUCCGCUUCAGCCUCUCCGAUGGCGAGCACACUUCCCCUGGACACUUCUUCCAAGUGACAGCCCAGAAGCAAGUGCUCCUGUCAUUGGAGGGCAGCCAGACACUGACCGUUUGCCCAGGAUCUGUCCAGCCGCUCAGCAGCGAGACCCUGAGAGCCAGCUCCAGCGCAGGCACCGACCCCCACCACCUGCUGUACCGGGUGGUACGGGGCCCCCAGCUUGGCCGGCUGUUCCAUGCCCAGCAGGGCAGCGUCGGGGAGGCCCUGGUGAACUUCACUCAGGCUGAGGUAAGGGCCCAGCUCUGCAGCCACCGCUCAGACCCCAUCCAGCCACAGGUGGCCCGCUCUGGUCGUGGACAUACAC
Molecule: messenger RNA, 5067 nt
Organism: Galeopterus variegatus (Sunda flying lemur)
Lineage: Eukaryota; Metazoa; Chordata; Mammalia; Dermoptera; Cynocephalidae
Product: chondroitin sulfate proteoglycan 4-like
Exons: 8
Source: RefSeq, a predicted model, not a curated record